This is a messenger RNA of Plasmodium cynomolgi strain B, 1326 nucleotides long. Its product is annotated as GTP-binding protein. The annotation marks the transcript as partial. Gene Ontology annotation, molecular function: ribosome binding; GTP binding. The transcript is spliced from 2 exons. Lineage: Eukaryota; Apicomplexa; Aconoidasida; Haemosporida; Plasmodiidae. Gene Ontology annotation, biological process: positive regulation of translation. The record is from RefSeq and is a predicted model, not a curated record.
GGCUAUCGUUUUUGAUUCCUUCUAUGACCAGUACAAGGGGGUAAUAUUAAUCAUUAAAGUGCUAAAUGGGGUGCUGACAAAAAAAACGGAAGUUUUUUUUAUUCAGAGCGAAAAGACGUACAUUAUUCAGGAGGUUGGGUACCUCACCCCGGACAUGAAACCUGUGGAGAGUAUACGGCAAGGGGACAUUGCAUACGUAUCAUCCAAUAUAAGAAAGUGCGACGAGGUGCAGAUCAGUGAGACGAUAGUCAGCAGAGAUAUCGUGCACAUGAAUGCGCAACGCCGGCUGGUGGUCGAUUCGGAUCGGCUCGGUGAGGAGCACAGCGGUGAAGUGCAUACUAGUGUGAAGCGUUGCGGUAGGGAUUCCUUCCGAGGUGCUUCCCAACCAAAGGAGGCGCGCACCGAGCGAGAAAUCAACCUAGAGCAGAUCGCCGCGUCCAAGGUGGACGUCUCGUACCCCGUCGUGUUCUGUAACAUUUACAGCGUAAACGAUAAGCAGGCCAACGAACUGGAGGCGGCACUGAACAAAUUGAAGCUUAACGAUGCGUCCUUUUCCUUCAAGCCUGACGUUUGUGAGACGUUGGGGAAGGGAUUCAAGUGCGGGUUUAACGGAUUGCUGCAUCUUAAUAUAAUCCAGGAGCGAAUCAAACGGGAGUAUGACGUCGAGACGAUUGUGACUGCCCCGUCUGUGAAUUACUUGGUCAGGAAAAACUACAUCCACGGAAUUUACGAGCCGUACGUGCGAACGAGCAUAAUGACGCCGGAGGAGUACCAAAAAUUUAUCAUGGCGGAAUGUUUUCAAAGGAGAGGGAUUUUUAUUAAAAAGGAAAACAUGGACAGUCAUGUCAUCUUCUAUUUCGACAUGCCAUUGUCAGAAAUACUGAUUAAUUUCUUGGACGAAAUUAAAUCGUGCACAAAAGGCUAUGGGUCCAUGAGCUACGAAAAUUAUGUCACUUAUAGAGAAAGCGACUUGCACAAAAUUAACAUAUACGUGAAUAAUAGGAGCAUCGACUCCUUGUCAUUCCUGGCACACAAAUUAAAUUAUCACGAAAAGGGGAAACGUAUAGUUUUAAAAUUAAAAGAAAUGAUAAAGCCACAUCAGUUCCUUGUCAUCAUUCAGGCAGGUGUGGGGACCAGAAUUUUCGCUUCGGAAAGGAUCAGCCCGCUGAGAAAAAAUGUCACUGCCAAAUGCUACGGGGGGGAUAUCACACGGCGCAGGAAGUUGCUCGAGAAGCAAAGCGCAGGGAAGAAAAAAAUGUUUAGCAUCGGCAAGGUGAAGCUGCCGCCGAAUAUGUUUACCAAGCUCUUCGACUUGAAGGCUCAGUG